This is a messenger RNA of Raphanus sativus (radish), 2932 nucleotides long. RefSeq lists its product as uncharacterized. The record is from RefSeq and is a predicted model, not a curated record. The transcript has 7 exons. Lineage: Eukaryota; Viridiplantae; Streptophyta; Magnoliopsida; Brassicales; Brassicaceae. The coding region runs from base 364 to 1923 and encodes 519 amino acids.
CCGGCGACGAUCGACGAUUCUCCGGUGAACAAUUACAAGAUCGAUGAUGCUCCUGCUUCUCUCCGGCGAAAUCAACGACUCUCUUGCGUAAAUCUAAUUACUCCGACAAAAUCCGACGAGAUCGAAGAUUUGCUCCGGUGAACACUUACAGGAUAAUCGACAAAAUCAGAGAUAGAUUUAUUUUGAAGAUCAAAGAGUUUGGUGAGCUGUUUGAAGAAGCAACAAGGACUUUGAACAAGAAGUGGUUUGUGCUAUCAAAGAAUUACAGAUUUAUAAAGCUUUAUAAAAGUUGCAGAGUUGGCUUCUUAACACCAUCUUUUCUAUCAUCUCAUUUAGACUUCUCUUAUACUUGAAGAGGUUAUAAUGAUUGAAGUGUGUUCUGUAUGUGGAGAAUGGAAGCUAAUAAAUGGAAUUCAUUGGGAUUUCACAAUCGAUGUUGAUAGAGGAUGUUCUUUUAGUAUGAUUCAUGAAGAUAUCAGCUACAAUGAUUUGAUUGGGGUUGUUUUAGAAGAUUUUGGGAUCGAUGACAACAAAAACAGUGUAAAUCUUAGCUAUCUCUCACCUUCCAAAUUAAACUUUGGUACAAAAGAACUUCCUCCAGUUUUUAUUAGGAAUGAUCGUCAAGUAACGUCAUAUAUUAACAAACUUCAAGAGAAUGCAGACAUUCAUCUAUGUGUAACUAUUAAGAGAAAAGCACAAAUAUCGCCAUUGAUUAUAUCAAACAUGAUGCAGACACGUGAUGAAAUUUCCAGUACUCAUGAUUCACCUAUUGCUGGAAGUAGUAACGCAUUUGAGAGAAGAAAACACACACACCCCGACAGUGAAUGCAACAACAUUCAUAGAGUUGACGAAGUCUCUGGUAUAGAACAUACUCGUAUAAGAGAUACUCCUAUUUCUCCUUCUAGUGGUGUUAUUGGCAAUAAGAGAGGAUUGCACUCAAUGGGACCUGAUGUAUAUGGAUCUGAAAAGUCAAAAUUGUCAUCUUUUUCUAGUAGACGUGGUAGAGAAAGCAUGAGAGAGGAUUCACAUUCCCAUUCGGAAAUCUUGUCACCAAUUUGUUUUGCAAAUCAACGCGAUGAUGAUAAUGAUUUGUUCUGCGGGAAGUUUUUCAAGGAUAAAAAGGAAAUGAGCACAAAGUUGAAGCUGCAUGCUGUUAGUCAAGGCUUUGAGUUCUCCACACAGUAUUCAGACAAACAACGUUAUAUUCUUAAGUGUGUGGAUGAAAAAUGCAGUUGGGAUUUUCGUGCGAAAUCAGUUAAAGAAUCUGAGAGUUUUGUUGUGCGCAAUUAUGUUUCUAAGCAUACAUGUGACACUUCUCUGAGACGUGUUAACCAUCGGCAAGCUACUGCAAAAAUGUUGGGAAGUAUGAUCAGCAAUGGUUAUAAAGGAGGAAAGAUUGGGUUGAAGCCUAAACACAUCAUAGACAAAGCUAGGGAUGAUCAUGGUGUUGUGAUUUCAUAUUCAAAGGCUUGGAGGUGUCAAGAGCAUGCCCAAGAUCUGGCUAGGGGUACUCCUGAUGACAGUUUUGAAGCUUUGCCCAGCUGGUUUCACAUGUUUAAAGAGAAGAAUCCAGGUUCAGUGACUUUUAUUGAAGUUGAUUCUGUGGGGAAAUUCAAAUAUGCAUUUUUGUCGUUUGGUCCAACUAUCAGAGGGUUUAAGCUGAUGAGGAAGGUACUUUCUAUUGAUGGUGCACAUCUGAAAUCAAAGUAUAAAGGAACUCUACUUGCUGCGACAGCACAAGAUGGUAAUUUUCACUUGUAUCCUAUAGCUUUUGCUAUAGUUGAUUCUGAGAAUGAGGCCUCAUGGAGUUGGUUUAUGACGUGUAUGAAAACCAUCAUUCCUGACGAGGAGGAUCUGGUUUUUAUCUCUGAUCGUGCAGCAUUAUCCUCUUGCUCACCAUGGUAUUUGCAUCUUCCAUUUUGAAAAGAAUGUCCUGGACAAGUUUAAGAGUACAACACUUAUCCCAUUGAUUGUUGAGGCUGCGUAUGCGUACACCAAGGGAGAUUUCCAUUAUUUGUUUGAUGAAAUUGAGGCGUCAGACCCUGAAGUAGCUGAGUAUCUUCGUAAAGCGGACUUCAAGAAGUGGUCGCGAGCUUAUUCUCUUGCCAAUCGCUACAACAUGAUGACAUCAAACUUGGCGGAAUCAAUUAACUCUUUGCUGAAAGAGAGUCGUGAGUAUCCAAUAGUUUGUCUUUUUGACACUAUUAGGAUGAUCAUGACGAGGUGGUUCACUGAACGUCGUGAGGAAGGAACUCGUCAUAUCCACCUCUCCACAUUCAAAGUAGGGGAAAAGAUGAAGGAGUUAUAUAAUCUUAAGUCUCGCUGGCUUGAGGUUUCCAAAAUCAAUGAUUUAGAGUAUGAGGUUAAGGGAGAUACAAGAGAUCAAGUGGUGAAUUUUCAAAACAGGCAUUGUUCAUGCUUGGUGUUUGAUGUCGAGAAGUUUCCUUGUGCUCAUGCUAUUGCCGCUGCAAAAGCUGGAAAUAAACAUGAAAAUGAUUAUGUCGAUGAUUUUUUCUCCAAUGAAAGGUUUAAGCAAGCAUAUUCAGAAAGCAUAUAUCCUGUUGGUGAUAAAGCAUAUUGGGAUAUUCCCUUAGAUGUAGCAAAAUUUGUUUGUCGCCCUCCAUCUACUCGCUUUCCUAGUGGCAGAAGGAAGAAAAAAAGAAUUCCAAGUUCGUGGGAGUAUGGAAAAUACCGUUCCAAAUCCCAAUCAACACCCAAAGGUUACAAAUGCAGCAGAUGUGGGCAGCAAGGACACAACAAGAGUACAUGUGUUGAGCCAAUUGGAUAACAAGAGUCUUUUAUCAAAACUUGUCUUCAUUUGAUUAUUUUAUAUGAUGUUAUAACAAUUUGAAUCUCAUAUCUUCUGAACCUUUUAUUAUUACUUUCAUCAUUUUAUAGUAUGCUUUACAGAAUUUAUAAGUAUUUCUAAAAG